AUGCACACGGAAAUCUCUGAUAGAAAGCCCAGUACAGCCCUUAUGGAUACCGCUGAGUACAAUUUACGCCUUCAGGUGCCCUAUUCGACAAGUACAAAUGGGUCUAGGCAGACCGUCCCCAUCAUCCCCCCUCCACGGCCCGUCCGCGAGCGCCCGGCGCAAACCUCCAAGACUCUGCCUUUAUCCUUCCAGAGUCUAGCAUCAGUGACAUCGGUCCUCCGUCAUCCGACUACUAUGUACAUGUAUGCAUGCUAUGGCUUUUUAGCUCCGGCGGCUGCUUUUUCACAAGCAAUUGAGCGGGGGAAUUAUUACACUUUGCAAAAACCCAAAGACAGGUUGUUAUCGCCCGAGCCUAUGCAACAACAAGGUAAUGAUAUACGAAGUUUCCACAGAGGAUCCGAAUCACUUGACAAAGGUUGCACACGAAAUAGUUCUCUAUACUGCGGGCUUUUCUUUCCGAGGACUCAUAUGACCUUUGUCAUGCUUUGCCGCUGGCAAUCUGUCUUUGGAAAAGCCACGGUUCGGAGUAUAAUCAUGAUGAUCUUUGUGCUAUAUGUCUUGACCCCGACUGAUUCUGGCCAAACGAAUAUAUACAAAAUUCCAAUAUAUGGGAUGUCCAAGUCACAGAAGCCACCUGAGCGAGGUCGCCACAAGACAAUUGCUACAGUUUUGAUCUAA
Messenger RNA from Fusarium graminearum PH-1, 678 nucleotides. RefSeq lists its product as uncharacterized. Lineage: Eukaryota; Fungi; Ascomycota; Sordariomycetes; Hypocreales; Nectriaceae. The transcript has 5 exons. The coding region runs from base 1 to 678 and encodes 225 amino acids. The record is from RefSeq and is a predicted model, not a curated record.